AGCCCCAGCACAGAACUCUGUUAGCAGGCGAGAGUCAGGACGUUGGAGAGACACAAGCAAAGCGGGAAAAGUUUGGAGAGCGCAAGACCUUCCUGGACUCCUGGAGGAGUUGCAAGGAAAAGGGAGGCAACCUGGCCACCGUCAAACUCCGUGAGGAGGCGGACACCAUCGCAGCUCUCUUCUCCGGCUUGGAGCUACGGGGCUCCAGGACAAAGGUCCAGGUGUGGAUUGGUCUCCAGAGACAGCCUCGGCAGUGUACAGCCUCUCGCCCACUUCGUGGCUUCUCCUGGACCACCGGUGACCAGGAUACCCAGUACACCAACUGGCUCACGGAGGACUCGCCCAGCACUUGUUCGGCACCGCGGUGUGUGGUCAUGAAUUAUGGCACGGCCGCGCAUGAGCAGCACAACAAUUUUAAAUGGCUGGACGGCUCUUGCUCAGUGCCGGUGGAUGGCUAUUUGUGCCGCUACACCUUCAAGGGCAUGUGCCCAGCCGUUGAAAACGAAGGUGCCGGCAACGCCCUUUACAGUACCCCGUUCGGCCUUCUCAGCACACUCCUGACGCACGUGCCCUUUGGGUCCAUGGCCGCCAUACCCUGCCCAGGGGGCACCAAGGACGAGCAGUCAGUUCUGUGCAUGCUGAAGGAUGAUGGAACCGUGGGCUGGUCCCGGGACGCGCCCCUCUGCUCCGACGCCCCCGGGACGAGUUGGUGCAAUCGGGGGAACGGAGGAUGUGAGCAUUUCUGCCAGAAGGUCGGGGAGCAAUCCUACUGCGAGUGCUCUGAAGGCUUCCAGCUCGACGACGACGGACAGACGUGCACGGCGGCCGACGUCUGCCGCGGGGCCCCGUGCGAGUUCGAAUGCCUGCCCCUUUCAGACGGCUAUCGCUGUGCCUGCCCUGAAGGCUACAUGCUGGCCCCGGACAUGCGCGGCUGCCUGGACGUCGACGAGUGCCUCCAGAGCCCUUGCGAGCAGCUGUGCGUCAAUGCGCCGGGAACCUUUGAGUGCCGCUGCCGCCAGGGUUAUCGGACGGACGAGGAGGGCGAGUGCGAGGAUGUGGACGAGUGCAUGGAGGACCCCUGCGAGCACGCCUGCGAGAACACGCCCGGCUCCCACGUCUGCCACUGUCACCUGGGAUACUCCCUGGUGCCCGAGGAUCCCUCUCGUUGCCAGGACACGGACGAGUGUCAGAUCCCUGGGACGUGUCAGCAGAUGUGUGUGAACUACGAGGGCGGCUUUGAUUGUUACUGCGAGGUGGGCUUCAAGCUGCUCUCUGACCACUUCUCCUGCAGGGAAAUUGGGGAAGGCGAGGAGGACUCGCACACAGCGGCCACAACCUCUUACCCCUGGGUGACCCAGCACCCAGGCCCCAUCUGGGAAUCCCAGGAUCCCAUGUACCACUGGACCCCCGAGCAGACUAACAUUGAUUGGACCACAGAGGAGGAAGAGUCACUGGACUGGCUCACAGAGGACCCCAGGCUGGCGAGGGACAUUUGGGGCACCAGCAAACCUCAGGAGGAUCCAGCCCUCAGCCACAACAGAUUCUUGAAUCCCCCAACAGAAGAGCCAGAGGAGGAAGAGUCAAAAGAGAUAGAGUCAACAGCGGGUUGGGAAACCAUUCAUUGGAAUGCCCCAGCUAAGGUCAAGCCAGAGUUCAAACCCACCCCCUCUCUCAGUAGCCCCGCCCCCCACACAUCCCCUGUCUCAGCUCCCACGCCUAACUGGUAUUACGUGGAGGAGGCGGAAGAGGAAUAUGAAGCCACUACCAGUCCCUCAGUCCUCCCCACCUCCACCAUCUCAGAAGGGGCGACGAUUUGGAUGGGGUCUAGUCCCACCCCCACCAGCCAGGACCAAGGACUAGCAACAAAGCAAGGCAUCUCUGCAGCCAGCUUUGAUGUUGCAGCUAAUGAGAAUGACAGUGCAUCAGUGACAGCCCCACAAGUGCUGGACCGAAACCGGGCUGAGAACCAGAACCAUCACACCCCCUCCCUACCUCCUCCCGCGGCUUCCCAAACCACUGUUUCCCAUGAGCGGGGUGUGGUCGAUGAGGAGGUGAAGAAGGAGCGGGAGCCACCUGAGGAGAACGGGAGCGGCCAAAAGCAGGGCAACAGCAACUGGCUGCUCGUGGGCCUCCUUGUGCCCAUAUGCAUCAUCGUCGUGGUGAUGGUGGCUUUGGGCAUUGUUUACUGUACCCGCUGCGCCGCCAUGCAGCGCAAUAAGACCGCCACUGACUGCUACCACUGGAUAUCCGGGGCGCAUGACAAGCAAGGGGCGCCCAAUCCCAACAAGGGGAUGCAGUCACAUGUUUAGGCGGAUGAAUCCGGAAAUACCUAAAUGGAUUGUUUUCUAAAUUAGAGGAGAGGAUGUGGCGAAGGACUUGUCAGCGGAGGGUUGUUGUACUGGUACUGCCCCCCCCCCUUCUUCCUGUUGGGAAUCUGUUGUCGUGCUAUGAACCUUUGAACACUUGAAUGUUUUCUGCGGAAUAUCUGUUGAAAGAGAAGAAACAGGAGGCAAUAGAAAAAAAACACACAAAAAAAAAAACACUGAUUCUUUUCUUGGGUUGCUUCGUUGCUUACACUGAUCCCACAGCAUGAUACAUGUUUGCUAUAUGAUUGCACUAUAGGGUCAUAAUAGAAACCAUUAGUUGUAUAUAUGGAGGCUUCAUAUAACUUAAUUUGAGCCAUUUGCAUCAGGAAAAUAAUCCCGAAGCAAUCGGAAAUACAAAUUAUUAUGAGGAUUUAUGAGAAAAACACAUUUGUAGAGGUUGAUACAUUUCCACUUAAGGGAAAUCAAAUGUGACAUUUUCUUAAGCUGAAACUUUACAAUCCUUUUAAAACCAUGAAUAGACCUGCACUACAACUUCGCUUUUGCAACAACAUGAUGAUCAAAUUAAUAUACGGCAUCUGUACAGUUAAUAUAUCCCCAGGGCCGUCUGCAAACUAAACCCAAAGAAUAGUACUGUAACUUAUAGCCUUUUUCUAGUCUGGGGGAACUCUGUGUGUCUGCGCCUUUUAACCAACGCUCAGGUUUUAAUGCCAAAUUGAGCUCAUUUCCCAAAAUGAGGCAUUGCAAAUGACUGUUUCUGUGGCAUGACAUGCAGCUGUUGUUUUACCUCAGAAGAUGGUGAAUGAAGGCUUUUGUGUUUUAGGCCCCAAAAAGGACUGAAAGCAUUUCAGCAGUUAAACGAAAUUAUACAAGCAUGACUGUCAGGAUGCUAUUAUUAUGUUGUAAAAAAAAAUUCAAACUUUUUCUUAGGUAUCCAAACAGAUGAAUUCACACCACAGAUCAAAUAAUGGCAUACGCGUGUAUAUAUGUUUGUGUAACUAUUUUUAUAUUUAAAAGUAUAAAUUGUAGCAAUGAAGCUUUUAGAAAAAUGUUAGGGUUCGGAUUCCUCGCUCAAUGAAGCGCCUUUUGUUUAAUGCACACCGCACAAGACUCUGUAAUUCAAUGGAAUGUCUGUCUGAUGGGUAUGAUUCCUUCCAUUCAACUCCAGUUAGCUCCCCUGGUCCUGUCACCCACACAUGUGGCCUAUGGGUUAGAGUGCAAAGAUCUGUUUCUAUUACGGACAAAAAGGGCUGCAAGUGUGUGUGUGUGUGUGUGUGUGGGGGGGGGGGGGGGGGGGGGGUGACUAGCGUUUGACCUUGUUUGUGAACAAGUGAACUUUUCAUUGCUCCCUUGGACUGCCUGAUAACACUCACCAACACACAAUGCUUCCCGUUCUCACAGGCUCGCUCUUAACAUUCUAUGGGCUUCAAUAACGACAACGACUUCAGCUGCGGCGCCCUUUCAGGUAACGGCUUGCACAUCCAAAAAAAAAAGGGCAGGCAAAUCAAUUGUGUACCUUCUGACCUGAGGGACUGUGGAAUGACGGUUGCGUUUUUUUACUUGUUACGUUUUAUGUAAUUGUUAAUUAAAAUGUCAUGAUAAGGGCUUGCACUGAU
This is a messenger RNA of Esox lucius (northern pike), 3940 nucleotides long. It is a transcript of the gene cd248a, whose product is annotated as CD248 molecule, endosialin a. Bases 375 to 2309 code for a protein of 644 amino acids. Gene Ontology annotation, molecular function: calcium ion binding; extracellular matrix protein binding; extracellular matrix binding. The transcript has 2 exons. Gene Ontology annotation, biological process: cell migration. Gene Ontology annotation, cellular component: external side of plasma membrane; extracellular matrix. The record is from RefSeq and is a predicted model, not a curated record. NCBI's taxonomy places the organism in Eukaryota, Metazoa, Chordata, Actinopteri, Esociformes, Esocidae.